Messenger RNA from Punica granatum (pomegranate), 2154 nucleotides. The record is from RefSeq and is a predicted model, not a curated record. NCBI's taxonomy places the organism in Eukaryota, Viridiplantae, Streptophyta, Magnoliopsida, Myrtales, Lythraceae.
AAUCAGCGGACGUACGUGCUCAAUCCCUCGCCAUUGAAGCAGAGCUCAAGAAGAAGAAGACGAAGAAGACGACGACGGUUGAAGGAUCGUCCGGCGGAGACCUCGCAUCGAUCUAUGCAACCGGCGCCUAACCCAUCGAUCCUGCGCUACCGACCCUCCGACGAAGAAGAGACCCGACGACUGCUGUUGAUCGCCCUGCCUCCUUCCUUAUGAGCCGUUUUGACAACACGCGCUGCUCCUCCAACCUCAGCCGCUUCAUUGCCGGCAUUCUCCUCUUCAUCCUUUACCAUUCCUUCCAGUUAAUUUCAAAUUUCCCGAUUCCUAUACACCCGUAAUCUCGUCGCCUUCCCCCUCCCUCUGCCCCGUCUCUCUCUCUCUCUGCGCAUUCGACGAGCCUGAUCCGCCCUUCCCACUCCCUCCCUGUCUGCGCUGCUGUUGAUUCUGAUACCGAUUCUUAUUUCUCUGAUAUGGAUUCUGAGGAAUCAUCCUCCGAUUCUCUGUUCGAUGGCACUAUUUUAUCACGCAUUGAGCUGCAACGCACUUCAACCCCUUCAGUCAUUGUGAUUGGUGGUGGAAUAUCUGGGUUAUCCGCUGCCCGAAUUCUUCAUGAAGCUAAUUUUAAGGUGAUCUUGCUCGAGUCUCGGGAUAGGUUAGGUGGCCGUAUUCACACCGACUACUCCUUCGGGUUCCCCGUUGACAUGGGAGCAGCAUGGCUACAUGGUGCUUGCAAUGAGAACCCAGUGGCACCUCUGAUACGUCAGUUGGGCCUCACUUUAUACCGUACAAGUGGGGACGACUCUGUUUUAUAUGAUCAUGAUCUGGAAAGCUACAUGCUUUUUGAUUUGAAUGGCCGACAAGUUCCUCAAAAUGUCGUCACUGAAGUAGAAGAGAUAUUCAAGAAAAUUCUGAAAGAGACAGAUAAAGUGAGAAAUGAACAUCCCGAUGACAUGUCUGUUCUCCAAGCGAUAUCUAUUGUGUUGGAUAAGCACCCGGAACUAAGACGAGAAGGACUUGCCCAUGAGGUUUUGCAAUGGUAUAUAUGCAGAAUGGAAGCUUGGUUUGCUGCAGAUGCUGAUAUGAUAUCACUGAAGAGCUGGGAUCAGGAGCAGGUUCUUUCAGGUGGUCAUGGCCUGAUGGUGCAGGGCUACUACCCUGUCAUAAAAGCUCUUGCUAGAAAUAUUGAUGUACGCUUGAAUCAUAGGGUCAAAAGAAUAUAUAAUGGGAGCGACAAGGUCAUGGUCACUGUCGAGAAUGGAAGGAACUUUAUUGCUGAUGCUGCAAUUGUCACUGUCCCUCUGGGCAUUCUGAAAGCGAAUUUGAUCGACUUUGAGCCUAAAUUGCCUGACUGGAAGGUUUCUGCAAUUGCAGAUCUUGGUGUAGGCAAUGAGAAUAAGGUCGCACUGUUGUUCCCCAAUGUGUUUUGGCCUAAUGUGGAGCUCCUAGGUGUUGUUGCUUCAACUUCCUAUGCUUGCGGUUAUUUUCUCAAUCUCCACAAAGCAACAGGACAUCCUGUUCUAGUGUAUAUGGCUGCGGGAAGGUUUGCUUAUGACCUUGAGAAGCUGUCGGAUGAGGCUGCCAAAGAUUUUGUCUUGUUGCAGCUGAAGAAAAUGUUUCCUGAUGCUACUGAACCGGUCCAGUAUCUUGUUUCCCAUUGGGGAACAGACCCGAACUCUCUGGGCUGCUAUUCCUAUGAUCUUGUCGGGAAGCCCGGAGACUUGUACGAGAAGCUCCGAGCACCUGUUGGGAACCUCUUCUUUGGAGGAGAAGCCGUGAGCAUGGACGAGCAUCAGGGUUCGGUCCAUGGAGCUUAUGGCGCAGGAGUAAGUGCUGCCCAGGACUGCGAGAGGCAUCUGCUUAAGAGGCUAGGCCGGAUCACGAAGGUCAGGUUGGCUUCGUUCCUGCAGGAGAGUCUUGAAGCUGCUGCCAUUCCUCUCCAGAUUUCAAGAAUGUGAAAUCCUUUCGUUACCGUCGAGACAUCGAUGAUAAGAGCAUCGAACUCAAUAAAAUCCUAAACUAGUCCAUUUGGUUCAACUGUUAAGCUUGGUUAGUUUUAUUCUCACAAGCAUCCUUUCUUAAAAGAUUCCAACGACCAUGUCACGUUCUGAAAUUUAAUUGCUUCUUUUCUCGGAUAAUAUGUUUAACAUCUUAAUGAUU